Rhineura floridana is the source of this 4839-nucleotide messenger RNA. It is a transcript of the gene EPN3, whose product is annotated as epsin 3. Gene Ontology annotation, molecular function: phospholipid binding; clathrin binding. The record is from RefSeq and is a predicted model, not a curated record. NCBI's taxonomy places the organism in Eukaryota, Metazoa, Chordata, Lepidosauria, Squamata, Rhineuridae. Gene Ontology annotation, cellular component: clathrin vesicle coat; endosome; plasma membrane. The transcript is spliced from 10 exons. Bases 662 to 2683 code for a protein of 673 amino acids. Gene Ontology annotation, biological process: endocytosis.
CUCCCAGUGUUAGGAUUGGGGCGAGGGAUCGCGAAGAAGAUUGGAGGGUCCCUCUUGUCGAUCGACGCCGCGGGCCUGAAGCGGUUAACGAGCGGAGGCAGCAGCAACACUGGCCCCCUUCCUCCCCCCUCUCGCUCCUGUCCUUGCUGCGCGCCUUGCCCCGUGCCCUGUGGAAACUGAAGCAGACCUGCCCAGCAAGCUGAGCAACUCUCCCCCCCCUUUUUUUUUAACUCCGGGUUGCGUGGAGGACAAGACCAACCUGGUCUGACUCUCGGCUUCUUCGUUUCCCUCUUCCAGUCCCCUGAGCGGGCUUGCAAAGGGGAGGAGGAGGAUGGAGGGACGCCUUCGCUUUCCCUCCGGAUGGAUUUAGAAAGGGAGUGCGUGUGCUGGAAGGCAGCGGCGCUGCUUCCUCAUCCGAUCACCUGUGGGAAAUGGCACCUGAAGGGGAUGAGAGGAUGGCACCCCCAGCGCCAGCCCACUGCGGACACGGCUGCUGAGACGGGAGGAGGACGACAGACGCAGUGCCUGAGGUUAGUGUUCAAGUUGAAGAACUAGCACCCUUUUACUGAUCACACCAGGGCUUUGAUUCUCCUUUGGAUUCCUAUCAUUUUUCCUACUCCAGUCAUUUUUUUCUGCAAGGUGAGAUCUUCAGAGUUCAGCCAUGACUACUUCUGCCUUGCGUCGGCAGGUAAAAAACAUUGUGCACAAUUUUUCUGAGGCAGAGAUCAAGGUGCGUGAGGCCACUUCCAAUGACCCCUGGGGCCCACCAAGCUCCUUAAUGUCUGAGAUCGCAGAUCUGACCUUCAACACAGUGGCAUUUGCAGAGGUCAUGGGCAUGAUCUGGAGGCGGCUAAACGACAGCGGCAAGAACUGGCGUCAUGUCUACAAGGCGCUGACUCUUCUGGACUACCUCAUCAAAACUGGCUCAGAGAAAGUGGCUCAUCAGUGCCGGGAAAACCUGUACACCAUCCAGACCUUAAAGGAGUUCCAGUACAUAGACCGUGAUGGCAAGGACCAGGGCAUAAAUGUUCGGGAAAAGGUAAAGCAAGUGAUGAGCUUGCUGAAGGAUGAGGAGAGACUGAAGCAGGAGAGAGCCUAUGCCCUGAAAACCAAAGAGCGGAUGUCCCUUGAGGGCAUGGGAAUCAGCAGCAGCAACAGCCAGCAGCUUGCCUAUGGACGGAGGGCAUCACAAUAUGGAGAUGACUAUGGCAGGUCCAGAGAUUCUCCAUCCUCCUUCAACUCCUCUUCCUCAUCCCCCCGGUUCAAUUCUGACCUGGAGCAGGCAAGGCCACAGACGACUGGAGAAGAGGAGCUCCAACUCCAGCUUGCUCUGGCCAUGAGUCGAGAAGAAGCAGAGAAGCAGCCACUUCCUCCAGUAUCCAGCACAGAUGAAGAUUUGCAAUUACAGAUAGCGCUGACCCUGAGCAAACAGGAGCAUGAGAAGGAAGUUAGGGCAUGUCAAGGAGAAAAUUCACUACUGCAAAGGGCAUUGGAAGAGAGUCACCAGGGCAUGGAAGAAGAAGAGAAGACCAAGAAAAGUCAGUCCUCUGUGUUGGAGCUGGCAGAUAUUUUUGGACCAGCACCAAUAACUUCUACCCACACUUCAGCUGACCCAUGGGAUAUUCCAGGUGGGGGCAACAAUCGAUCUGUUGAGGUUUGGAAUCAUGAUACAGCCUUCUCUCCCCCAGCUCUGUCCUUGUCUACUUCUUGGGAACAUAACAAUACCAAAUCUGCUGUGGGAUCAACAGGAACAUCCUGGGGCCCCACUGCAGACCCUUGGGUGCCGGUACCCCCAGGGGACCCUCUAAAUCCAUCCAGUCAAGCCUCCCCAGGGCCCUGGAAUCUUCCUCAUGGCUCCUCCUCCUCUGCUUCCUCUGUGGAUCCAUGGGGGGUGAAAUCCCCACCUUCAAGUGUCUCCUCUUCAGACCCCUGGGGAAGGUCCUCACCACCUGCUCUAGUUUCUGCAGGCAUUACUUCUGCUGCUGAUCCGUGGGGAGCCUCUGUGGAUAAGUCUUCCACAGCUGAUAGUGCUACUUUUGACUUGUUUGCAAAACUACCUGCACAUGUAGAUCAGCAAGAACAUGACAGUUCCCAGGCUCCAUCAUCCAGGAAAUCCAAUAGCCCUGUAGAUGUGGACCUGUUCGGGGACCUUCUUCCAAGCACCAAAGAGAAUGGAGUCAAGAAUAAGGACGUUUUUGAUAUUACUAGUUUAGGAGACUCUCUUCCUGAUUCUAAGGAGAAGAGAGACAGCAAAAUGCCAGAGACCUUUCUUGGCCCAAAUGCCUCUUCUUUGGUUAAUCUGGACUCCUUGGUCACAGCACCCCUGAGCCUGAAGUCUCGUAAUCCAUUCCUGGCAGGUCUCAGCACGCCUUCUCCCACCAACCCAUUCAACAUCAUUGACCAGCCCAAACCAACUCUCAACCAGAUGCGGACCAGCUCCCCAGUGCCCACCAUAGCUAUGGGGAUGACCAUGAACUCCAUGACCUACAGCGCUUCACUCCCUCUUCCACUCAGCAGCAUCCCAUCAGCAAUGACCCUCCCAGCCUCCCUGAGUGCCUUCCCUCAGGCCGGAGCAGGGCCCUACUCAGAGCUACCCGUCAACUUGCCUCAACCUCUCCUACCACUGUCUGGCUCAGGUCCCCCGGCACUACCUUCGCAAGGCAGCAUGAACCCUUUCCUCUGAAGAAGACUUUGUUGGUGUCAUACAAACUUCCUCUUGUUCCUUCUCCAGCUGUUAUGGAAAACCUCCCAUGCAAAGGCUUUGUGGGCAUAUUAGUUUUGAUGGGAGGAAACAUCUCCCUGGAAGCUCUUCUGCUAAUUUCUGCCCAGGCCGAAGAGACUCAGUUAUCAAGAAUCUACUUGUUUGGUGGCUUGCAGAAGAAGAAGCCGCGCCAUCACGUUGAACAUUGCCUGUAGUUUGCUGCCUCUGAUGGUGAAUGGGAUGCUCCUGUCAUCAGCUGGCAUUGUUUUUGAUGGGUUCAGAGGAGAUGGGAUGUCCUUUAAGAAGGACUCGAUUUUCAAAAGUCUUUGUGCUCCAGUUCUUUUAUGUUGGUACAAACAGAGGCUAAAUUAAUUUUUUUUAAAAAUCACUCAUAAAAGAUUUCCCUUCAUUGGGAAGGGAAUCAAAAUUAUUUUGUAACCUGCAUGGAAAACACAAAAAUGUAUGCCAAGGCUUGCAGCGGCGCUGAGUGCAUGACAGGAGCACAGUCUCACUUCUGGAAAUCAGGACAGCUCAACAAGUAUAGCACUGUUCUAUGUAAGAGGAGGAAAUACAAUUUCUUUCUUCAGAAUUACCUUCAUUGGGUUGCUUGACUAAGGGACAUCUUUUCUUCAGCUAUUCUUGUCACCCAGUUACACUAUGGGGGAAAAUGCAAAAGUAUGCAACUAGAAAAUUUUAAUGACUGUAAAAAUAACAAUAAUAAUAGGAAGCAGAAGCAAGUAAGACAAAUUGCACACACUUCUUUCUUUGUGCACCCUUCAUACUGCUUGCAACAUUUGGAGCAAGUUUUGAGUCCCAUUAUCUUGGACCAGGGGGGAAGAUGGGAUGAGAUAUGUAGAAAGUUAUAGAAUCAUAGAGUGGGAAGGGAAAGUAAUCUAGUCCACUCUCCUGAUUGAUGCAGGAAACUCAAAGAUAGAGCAUUCCCAGGAGAUGGUUGUCCAGCUUCUGUUUGUGCAUGGCAAUAUCAAAAGACAAUCUCCACAAAUGUCUGUUUCGCUUGGGGACAAGGGAAAGGCCUGGUGAUUAUGGGAAGGGAGCGGAGUAGCAUCAACAACAACUACACAACCACUAGAAAUCUGACCAACCUCCUUCUAAUUACUUAGUAGAAAAAGUGCCCAGCUGUAUAGGGAAUAACUAGGCAGGCUAGAAACUUGUUUUUUAAAUGCCCCCCCCCCCAUAGUGAGAUGCUCAGGAGUCUGAAGAAGCAUCACAUUUGAUACUAGAAGAGCACAAUUUCCAGUCUCAUCCCAUAUUUCUGCCGAGAUGUUCUUCCAUUUGAAAUUGCAUGUCUCUGCCAUUGUGGUUCUGCCUCCUUUGAUCCAAGUGACUUUUCUUUUGACAUCUCAGUAAUGAUUUGGGGAAUCUGGUUUCUCCUUUAUUAUCUUCAUGGACCAGUCCACUAGUUACGUAUUUGACUGCAGACUUUGUUGCUGUCCCAGAGGCUGCCUCUUAAGCCCUGGACUCACAAACAGGGAACCCCUGAAAACGAGGUGUGCUCUAAUAAGGGCAGAACCCACAGUGGAGAAACAUUUGAAAGAACUCAGUGAAAUUCAUGGGAAAAUUCUGGACUGCUUUAAUGGAGGCAAACGAUGGAGGUCGUCAUUGGACUAGGACUUCAGGAAUCCUGAAUCCAUAAGAAACCUUUAUUAUUGUUCUUGAUGGCCUUGGAGCAUUUCACUGGGAACUCAAACUUGCUUUAAAAACUCAGAAAAAUAUAUCAAUACAUUAUCUUCCAUUUUCAGCCAACCUCCCUCCCUCCUAGGAUAUGAAUAGACAUGUUGUAAACCAAUAAGCUGGAAAGUCAGAGAUAGAGUGUAUAUGCAGCAUGACGUUAAAUCCCAUUUACCAGCUGUGUCUUAAUCUAGGAUUUCAGCAUGCCAAUACAAGAUGCAUCUGCAGGACAAGAUGUUUGUGGAGCCCUGAUCCAGCUGGAAUGGGCUAGAGGUGGGGAUAGGAAUAGGGGCCAGGCAUGGAGAGCAGUGUGGUACAAUCAUUGAGGCUUGGUUGCCAAUAUGUGUAAGCACCACCCCAGCAAUCACUAUACCAAUACAAAUUUCUGGCUAUAACAGAAAGUUGGGGGCAGGGGUGGGGGGAUAUGCAGGCAAUAAAAAGUUCAAACA